GGCAAACAACAACACAAACAACCUCGCCCUGCGUUCCAUUCUGGAUAAAGAUAAAUUGAACGGAACAAACUUUGUUGACUGGCAACGCAAUCUCUGCAUUGUUCUCCGCAUGGAUGAGAAAGAGUAUGUGCUCGAAAAGCCCAUUCCUCCUGCCCCUCCCGCUAACGCCCCGAAAGCGGUCAAAGAUGCCUACGAGAAACACGUUAAGGAUGACAACCAGGUUAGCUGUGUCAUGCUGGCUACCAUGAAGGAGCUGGCAACGGACCUGAUCCUGCAGUCGCUCCCUGAGCUGUAUAAGGGUUUUGUCAUGAACUACAUGAUGCAUGAUCUUGACAAACCCCUUUCGGAACUUCUUAAAAUGCUCCAGACUGCAGAAGAGAACCUUACUAAGGGCAAGGGUGCUUCCGUCCUUAUGGUCCAAGGCGGAAAGGGGAAGCCGAAGAAGGGGAUUAAGAUUAAGGCUAGGACGGUCGGAAAGCCUAAAUCGAAGUCCACUUCAUCUGCAACCCAGAAACCUAUAGGAGGAGUUGCAAAGGGCAAAUGUCAUCACUGUGGUAAGGUAGGCCACUGGAGAAGAAACUGCAAGACAUACCUCGCAACCAAGAAGAAGGAAGGUACGACCAUUUCUUCUGAGGUGUAUGUUAUAGAAGUUAACAUGUCUAUAUCUUCAUCAUGGGUACUAGAUACUGGAUGUGGGUCUCAUAUCUGUACUACCAUGCAGGGACUGAAGCAGAGUAGACGGUUAGCUCGAGGCGAGAUU
Messenger RNA from Cuscuta campestris, 760 nucleotides. The record is from the annotation of a GenBank genome assembly. NCBI's taxonomy places the organism in Eukaryota, Viridiplantae, Streptophyta, Magnoliopsida, Solanales, Convolvulaceae.